Eucalyptus grandis is the source of this 1551-nucleotide messenger RNA. Its product is annotated as AMSH-like ubiquitin thioesterase 2. Gene Ontology annotation, cellular component: membrane; endosome. The record is from RefSeq and is a predicted model, not a curated record. Lineage: Eukaryota; Viridiplantae; Streptophyta; Magnoliopsida; Myrtales; Myrtaceae. The coding region runs from base 536 to 1246 and encodes 236 amino acids. Gene Ontology annotation, molecular function: protein binding; K63-linked deubiquitinase activity; metal-dependent deubiquitinase activity. The transcript is spliced from 9 exons. Gene Ontology annotation, biological process: protein K63-linked deubiquitination.
GUCGUCUCGUUUCUUGUUCCGUCUGUUGGGUUGUUGUUUGGCUCUGUUCUGUUUUGUUUGUUUGCUUACAGCUGUAUGUGUGUAUAGUACUCUUGGCAUGUCUCAGGUAAAAAGCUAUGCAUGACGAUCAUGCUGUCGCAAGUCAAAUCUGCAUUCCGUACUUUAGAAGUUCCAUUAUUACUUCUCGACAUCUCGUUUUAUUUGUAAACAAAUUCCAUGAUAGGAGGCACCUAGCUUCCUCGAAUGCUUUUUCCCAAAAUCGUCUGAAGGGGUUGUUCUUUUCUGGUCUUGGUAGUGGAAGUGCCUGUAAAUAUUUCUCCAAGUGUUUGAUCAUGUCAUUGAUGACGGGUAGUUUCUUUCUCCGAGAAUUCUGUUCCUGAAUAGCCAAAAAAGGAGGGCAGCUGCUGCUGACUUGCGAUACGCCAUGUAGAAGAGUUCAUUGUUGUUUGGAAUGCGAGAGGAGUGAACUAUUCUCGGUCUCGUUGCCAUUGAUUUUGUGCUGCAAAGUACAUCUUCGGAAUCGCUUUGCGUUAACAUGGAUCUGACAUAUCAAAGAGAAACGGCUUACAAAUGCCAACAUGUUCAUGUUCAUUCCGUGACUCAAUCAUUUCCUUCCCGUGCACUGUCCUUCGUGGAAGACUCAACUCAAGAAAGACAUCUUUUACGUGUUAAGGGUGCUGACUGCGAGAUUGCACAUUCAAGUUCCCGGAAAAAUUUACAUAUAUCAGCACGUCUGAUGGAGGAAUUCCUUGAACUUGCCAAGGAAAACACAGAUAAGGAUCUGGAAACCUGUGGCAUCCUUGGUGCUUUCCUUGACAAGGGUAUUCUAUAUGUAACGACUUUGAUCAUACCCAAACAGGAGUCAACUUCUAAUUCAUGUGUGGCUAAGAAUGAGGAGGAAGUGUUUGCAAUACAACAUGAACGCUCGCUUAUUCCAGUUGGAUGGAUCCAUACACAUCCAUCUCAGAGCUGUUUCAUGUCAUCCGUUGACUUGCACACUCAGUAUUCAUAUCAGGUCAUGGAACCUGAAGCAUUUGCAAUAGUCAUGGCUCCAACUGAUGCAUCAAGGAACUACGGCAUAUUCCGGCUAUCGGAACCUGGUGGGAUGAACGUCCUGAGAGAGUGCCGAGAAACAGGAUUUCACACUCACGGGGAAACUGCCGACGGAGGUCCUAUCUACGAGCACUGCGCUAAUGUCUACACAAACUCGAAUCUGAGAUUCGAAGUUUUCGACUUGCGACAAUGAAGCACCGCCAACGAAGUCGACCAAACCGGCAAGCUAGCAGGUGCGGUCAAGCAGGAAAGUAUCUAGGAAGUGUUCCCGGAAUACACGGGCGACAGAUCUCGGCCGGCAUGUCUGUACGUUCUUGUGCUUCGCUCUUUGGGCGAGCAGUGGAAACAACGCGUGGACAACUAAACUCGGCUGGCUGUGCUUGAUUGAUCCUUGUAUAUACUCCGUGACUCAAAACUCUUGUCUCGUCUGGAAUGAGCAUGAGUGGAUCGUUUUAUAAUGCUUUUUAUGGGGAACACGCACGUUGUAUUUUCCUUCCA